AUGCAAGCGAUGGUCUCUCCCAGGCAAAUUUCUAUAGCACUUGCAACAAUUAUCCCUCUGCUUGUGUCCUCUUUGAAAUGUUUGAUUGGAGAUGAAGGACACGUUAUUGGAAUAGAAGAAGUCCCACAUGCUGAACUUCAAAUGUGCGUGUAUGAGACAAAGAAACCGUGUGCUUUCGAAGAACCACCUUUUGAUGAAGAACGAGGAAAGCAAUGGGCUAAUUUUCGUUGGAUUACAUCAAAUCAUAUCAAUAUCACAAUACUUCGAAGAUAUUACAAACGGUGCUAUAACAAGAACCAUAGAGCAAUUUGCUAUUGCAGUACAAACUUAUGCAAUGCAAAUUGGAAACUCAUGAUGAGACGCUGGAACAACACUUACCACGAAAACCUGACAGAAUUUAACUGUGUGCUCGAACAUCUGAAAAAUAAGAAUUAUACACCAUGUGACCCUCCCCCGUUGACCGCAGAGGAAGAUGAGCUACCUUCAUCAUGGAUAACGACAAUUGCGAACAAGCAGCCAGUGCCGACGACAAGUACAACCAAGGUAACUACUAAAGCAUCACCAACGACUUCGGGAACAUCAACGACUUCAAAAAAAGUUGCUGAAAUUCAG
Molecule: messenger RNA, 612 nt
Organism: Cylicocyclus nassatus
Lineage: Eukaryota; Metazoa; Nematoda; Chromadorea; Rhabditida; Strongylidae
Source: the annotation of a GenBank genome assembly